AAGCGGCUCAGUUACGCUGCUGCACCCGGCCCGGAACGAACCGUUGUUACUGCGGGGCUGUGCAGAGCGAAAUGUGGCCAGAUUCUAGUGUACCCGUGUGUUGUUGAUAACAGUCUGUUUGUUUGUGGUAAAAAGUUUGUAAACCGUAACAAGAGUAAAGAAAACAUCCAGUGCAAGCAAGUUGUGAUCGGUGUAGUGCCGUUAUGAAUACUUAGUGUUGUUCUGUGACUGUUACUGUAACGUAUAUGUAGUGUUGUUGUGUGACAGUGAUUGUACGUGCAUACCACAUGUGAUUUUGACACACGAAACUGGACCAUAAUCUGCUCAAACAAUUCCGCGUACACCGUGACGCGCCCGUACGUCAUCGUGCAUCGGAAGGAUUUGGCGUGCUGAAGGCUGAAGAGCGGUAUUAACCAUGGACAAGGACCAGCAGAAGCAACCGUUGGUUAUCGAAUACCGGAAAAACUAUGGGACGUCUGCCAGCUCGCAGCAACCGUUCGCGCCCGCGGCCUCGCAACCGGCCGGCACGUCGGAGCAGCAGCCACUACUACCCCAGCAGCGGUCCAUCAUCUACUGCGUGCACGGCCAGCUGGCCAACUCAUGCUGCGAGCUGCCGAACGAGCUCAGCAUCCGCAAGAUUGACUCGCACUGUCACAAACCACGGGCGGAAGGGAUCGAUAAGAUAGCACGGAAGAAGCUCAUGUUAGCGAGCAUGCUUUGCAUCAUUUUUAUGAUUGCCGAGAUAAUAGGUGGUAUUUACUCGAACAGUCUCGCUAUCGCGACAGAUGCAGCCCAUCUCAUGGCGGACCUGGCCAGCUUUAUGAUAUCCCUGUUUGCCCUGUGGAUAGCGGCAAGACCGUCGACGAAACGAUUAUCCUUCGGUUGGUACCGUGCGGAAGUAAUCGGUGCUUUACUGUCCGUGCUGAUGAUUUGGGUCGUGACGGCCAUUCUGUUCUAUCUGGCAGUGCUGCGAACGAUCAACAAAGAUUUCGAGCUCAAUGGUGAAGUGAUGCUGGUCACGUCUGGAUUGGGAAUAUUGGUGAAUAUAAUCAUGGGCGCCACGCUGCAUCAUCACGGCCACAGUCACGGGGGCGGUGGCGGACACCACGAGGAGCAAAACAUCAACGUGCGCGCUGCGUUCGUGCAUGUGCUGAGCGAUUUUGUGCAGAGCCUGGGUGUGUUUAUAGCAGCGCUGGUGAUUUACUUCAAGCCCGAGUGGAACAUCAUCGAUCCGAUCUGCACGUUUCUGUUUUCGGUGCUGGUGCUCGGCACGACGCUUGCCAUCAUGCGUGAUGCAAUUGUGGUUCUUAUGGAGGGCACCCCGAAGUAUCUCGAUUACACCGAAGUUAUGCAAACGUUUCUGCAAAUUGAGGGCGUCGUAAGAGUACACAAUCUGCGCAUUUGGGCACUCAGUAUCAACAAGAUAGCGCUCGCUGCUCAUUUAGCUGUCGAGCCCACGACAAACACCGAGCUCGUACUGAAUAAAGCCACGGAAACGGUUCAUGCAAAGUAUCAAUUUUUCGAGACGACGCUGCAGAUCGAAGUAUUUCAACCGGAUAUGGAAGAUUGCAAUCAGUGUUCGAAUCCAGUUUAGUGUAAAGCACGUAACGCGAAGCCAACGCGUUACUCGGUUUCAGAGUAAGCCACCAACCGGACGAUCAAUGAGAAAUAAAAGAAACUAUUGUAAACAUGUUAAAAAA
Molecule: messenger RNA, 1700 nt
Organism: Anopheles coluzzii
Lineage: Eukaryota; Metazoa; Arthropoda; Insecta; Diptera; Culicidae
Gene: ZnT35C
Product: zinc transporter 2
Exons: 9
Coding region: 416-1594 (392 amino acids)
Biological process (GO): zinc ion transmembrane transport; response to zinc ion
Cellular component (GO): plasma membrane
Molecular function (GO): zinc ion transmembrane transporter activity
Source: RefSeq, a predicted model, not a curated record